Molecule: messenger RNA, 1761 nt
Organism: Fomitiporia mediterranea MF3/22
Lineage: Eukaryota; Fungi; Basidiomycota; Agaricomycetes; Hymenochaetales; Hymenochaetaceae
Product: pseudouridine synthase
Exons: 11
Coding region: 1-1761 (586 amino acids)
Biological process (GO): pseudouridine synthesis
Molecular function (GO): RNA binding; pseudouridine synthase activity
Source: RefSeq, a predicted model, not a curated record
AUGACUUCUAAGGGCAGACCAGGUCUAAAGAAAAUACCAGCAUAUUGGUAUCCGUAUAGAACGAAUGCCAAGGCCCGUUGGUUUGACAGGGAGAUCUUGGAAGUCAUCUCUACUGAGUUUCGAGACAGGAGUGUUGAAUACUAUCGUUAUGCCUUGCAAUCUGGUGUAACUACGAUCAAUGGCGAAAUUGCACGCCCUGGUACCCUUGUUCGCAAUGGGGACACGCUUGAAAAUAUUGUGCAUAGACACGAACCACCCGUAACGUCCACACCAGUCGAGAUUCUUCACCAUGACAUUGAGCGGGAAUUCAUUGUCAUAAACAAGCCCGGCAGCAUUCCCGUUCAUGCCGCAGGUCGGUACUUCAAGAACUCUCUCGUGGAAAUUCUCAAAGAUGACUUCGGGUUCUCAAAUGUCUAUACGGUAAAUCGUCUUGAUCGAUUGACGUCGGGACUGAUGAUCAUCGCAUUGUCAUCGGAACGUGCCCGUUCACUCACAUCGGAGUUCACCUCCGGGACAAUCCAGAAGGAAUACGUCGCGCGAGUUCGCGGAGAGUUUCCCGCAGAGGAGAUUACUUGCGAAGAGCCGCUUUUGACGGUCGACCGGCAGAUGGGUCUGAACAUCGUGCAUCCGGAGGGAAAGGAGGCGAAGACAAUGUUUAAACGCAUGCAUUACGACAAGAUCACCGAUACUAGUGUAGUUCAUUGUCGUCCGAUUACUGGACGAUCACACCAGAUUCGUGUACACCUGCAAUUCUUAGGACAUCCCAUUGCAAACGACGCUGUUUACGGGGAUGCAAGGGUUUGGGGCGAAAACGUCGCCAAAGGAGGCAUCGAUAUCACUCCUAGCGAAGAGCGCCGAGCACCCCAACCUCCACCUGGUCUGGAGGAUUCGACUGCAGAAGGGCUAGGGCGCAGGCCAGAUAGCGAAUUUGUUCCUCUGACAGAUCACGAAUCGAUCAGUACGGGAGCUGGAUCCAGACCUGCACAUGAGGAGCAGAAAAAAUCUGAACCAUCAUCGUCAGGACCAAACCAUAUCCCCGGCUCUCUGAAACGUACGAAAAAAAGGAAUGAUAGGCGAUUCAACCCUGCGUGGCGCACGAAAGAAGAGUCUGCUGCAUUGACCGCAAAGCACACUGGAGAAGCACCGGCACCAGGUGAACUACCCCGAGAAACUGGGCACGAUAUCGGGCUCGGCUCUCCCGUACCUUUGUCAAAAGAGGCUGUUGAAAUAAUAACUCGACUGAGGAACCAGAAGGAUGAAGAUGAAGAUUGGGGCCGGUGGCGGGAUGUUGUUUUCCGUGCGAAAGGUGCCCUAACGCCACAAGUUGUGCAACUCGCUUACGCACAACAGAAUACUCCGCCGAGAAAAUCUAGAAAGAAAUUGGAAAGGCAGUCGACGAAGAAGGAACCUAAGAGCAGACGUGAUGAAGAGAUCAAUGCUACUGAAUCAGCAUCUGCUCCUUCACCUACCACGAUCACUCAACUAAUUCCUACUCAAGACCAGACAGACCCAGUCCCCGAGUCAUCUGAGACGAUCGAAUUGUCCAUUUCCACGCCGAUUCAAGCACCUACGAAUCUAGCCGGGCCUGAGAAUUCAUCUGACGCGCUCUAUUGUCCGGAAUGCUACCUACCUCUAUGUCCGGACCCGAAACCGGAGAAACUAUACAUCUUCUUACACGCACUGCGUUACACAAGUGCCAGUCUUGGUUCAUUUGAGACCCGUCUUCCUGAAUGGGCUGCAGAGGGUUAUGUCUGGGAGUGA